Messenger RNA from Emiliania huxleyi CCMP1516, 513 nucleotides. RefSeq lists its product as hypothetical. Gene Ontology annotation, cellular component: cytoplasm. NCBI's taxonomy places the organism in Eukaryota, Haptophyta, Isochrysidales, Noelaerhabdaceae. The record is from RefSeq and is a predicted model, not a curated record. The transcript has a single exon. Gene Ontology annotation, molecular function: ATP binding; protein serine/threonine kinase activity. The annotation marks the transcript as partial. Gene Ontology annotation, biological process: protein phosphorylation.
AUGAAGCUCUCCUCCAUACUCGACAAGGGCCGCGCUCUCGCGGAGGACGCCAAGAAGAUUGCCGAGUCCAAGCUCGCGGAGGCGCGGCAGCUCGCCGAGGAGGGCGCCGGGGCGCUUCGCUCGGCGACGGCGCGGACGGAGCUCGUGCCCUUCCGAGGGUACCCGGUUCUCAUGAAGGAGGUGGCGCUCGCGGAGGGCGGCUUCGCGUACGUGCACAUGGCACGGCACGCCGAGACGGGCGAGCUCUUUGCGGUCAAGCGGAUGCUCGCGCAGGACGCCGAGUCCGCAGAGCUGGCCAAGGCGGAGCGAGACCUGAUGGAGUCACUGCCGCGGCACCCGAACAUCGUGGGCAUGCUCGCCUCGACGCAGCGGGCGGGCGUGCGCGGCCAGGAGCACCUGCUCCUCCUUGAGUACUGCUCGCAGGGCACGCUCAUCAAGCACUGCAUGCCGGACGCCUCGGGCGCGUUGCCGCCUCCGCUGCCGUUGCCGGAGACGCUGGACGCCUUCUUGCAG